GGGGCUGGUAUAGUCAGUCUGGCUCUUAAGACCGAGGGCCUACACGAUAAGGAGGCGACCCGCCGCAUAACAAUAACAGCAUCAACUGAACAUGGUGCGUUUUUUGUUCCAGUGAUCUUAGAAACCGCACUAGUCUCGUCGUGAAAUGCGCAUCCGUGCUCCGCGCUACGGGGGGCUUUAUCAGACUUGUGUCGUGCGAACGCGCUGAUCCGCACCGCCGUCACCAGCAGCAGCACGCCGCCGCGGUGUGCGGAGAAGAAAGCAGUGCGUUAAGCCGUGUGAUCAUUGACAGAGUUCAAUACACACUGGCUUCGAGUAGAGCUGGAUCUCUUUCUCUCUACACGGGCGGCAUUUUAAAGGAGCUCCGCCGCGCACGGAUUUAUUACCCAGGAGGUGAAAGGUCUUGUUAUAUGUGGUGUGUGCCUACCUUAAGGACCAUCAUUCAUCAUUUAGGAAUCUGAAUGGACUGACAGCUCAGUUUUGAAACGUGCCGUCAAAUCAAUCCUCGCCUCUUGCCUGAACCUCAUCUAUACAUCGGACAAGUCUUAUUUUCUCCACCGCUGCGGCCCCUAUAGCCCCACCCUCGACCCCAGGCGCCCCCAGCAUGAACGACAUCAGUGUUGUCAGAGAGGGGUGGCUCCACAAAAGAGGUGAAUACAUUAAAACAUGGCGCCCUCGCUAUUUCAUCCUCAAGAGCGACGGCUCCUUCAUUGGCUACAAGGAGAAGCCGGAGGUGUCCAGCGACCACAACCUACCACCGCUCAACAACUUCUCUGUCGCGGAAUGCCAGCUCAUGAAGACCGAGCGGCCCAGGCCCAACACGUUUGUCAUUCGCUGUCUGCAGUGGACCACCGUUAUUGAACGCACUUUUCACGUGGACAGCAACGAGGAGAGGGAGGAAUGGAUGCGGUCGAUCCAGACUGUGGCCAACGGCCUGAAGAGCCAGCACACGGAUGAGGAGCCCAUGGAGAUCAAGUUUGGCUCGCCCAGCGACAGCACCGGCACUGAAGAGAUGGAGGUGGCCAUGUCCAAGUCACGCAACAAAGUGACCAUGAGCGACUUUGAUUACCUCAAGCUGCUGGGUAAGGGGACGUUCGGCAAGGUCAUCCUGGUGAAGGAGAAGGCCACCGGCAUGUACUACGCCAUGAAAAUCCUGCGCAAAGAAGUCAUCAUCGCCAAAGACGAGGUGGCCCACACAGUUACAGAGAGCAGAGUUCUCCAAAAUACAAAGCAUCCAUUUCUAACGACGCUGAAAUAUGCUUUCCAAACACACGACCGGCUAUGUUUUGUAAUGGAGUACGCAAACGGAGGAGAGCUCUUCUUCCACUUAUCAAGGGACCGCGUCUUCACCGAGGACCGGGCUCGGUUCUACGGUGCAGAGAUUGUGUCUGCCCUGGAAUACCUACACUCACGCAAUGUUGUUUAUCGGGACCUGAAGCUGGAGAACCUUAUGCUGGAUAAAGACGGACACAUCAAGAUCACAGACUUCGGUCUGUGUAAAGAAGGCAUCACCGAUGGCGCCACCAUGAAAACCUUCUGUGGGACCCCAGAGUACCUGGCACCCGAGGUCCUGGAGGACAACGACUACGGCCGGGCGGUGGACUGGUGGGGCCUGGGCGUGGUCAUGUACGAGAUGAUGUGCGGCCGGCUGCCCUUCUACAACCAGGACCACGAGCGCCUCUUUGAGCUCAUCCUGAUGGAGGAGAUCCGCUUCCCCAAGAACCUGGCCCCCGAGGCCAAGGCCCUGCUGGCAGGCCUGCUGAAGAAGGACCCCAAGCAGAGGCUUGGAGGUGGGGCUGAGGACGCCAAAGAAGUCACAAACCACAAGUUCUUUACCACCAUCAACUGGCAGGAUGUUGUCGACAAAAAGCUCAUUCCCCCGUUCAAACCCCAAGUGACUUCCGAGACGGACACGCGCUACUUCGACGAUGAAUUCACCGCUCAAACCAUCACCGUUACCCCUCCAGACAAAUAUGACACCCUGGACGCGGAGGACGCUGACCAGCGUACACAUUUCCCCCAGUUCUCCUACUCUGCCAGCAUACGGGAAUGACCCGGUAAAGCUGAGAAUGGGAAGGCAGGCACACACAUCCCCCAACACCCACCCACCCACACACACACACACACACACACACAAACAUACACCCAAACCAACACCCUCAGAAAACACGCACUAGCACUGCUGGGGAGAUCGGCAUGAGGUAAAACGAGAAAACAAAUGGCACAUGUUAAAUUCACACACCGACACACACAAACACACACAUCCCCCACACCAGUACAUCAGUGUGAGAUCAAGACACGGGUCGCCAUCAAGACUCAAACACCAGCCGUGGAUGGGCGGCCUCGUCGGGUUCCGCACGGACCCCCUAGUGGUCCGCCUCUGUUGCUCCGGGCAACAGAGUUUGCGUCGGGCCUCGUCUGCAGGCCCCCUGCUGCACUACAACGGGCACCUCAACGGGCACCUCAACGGGCACCUCACCGGGUCCUCCCCACGGGACUAUAACCAGGUUACGCCUGCAUCUCACCACCUCGUCACCAGCUGAAACAAUGCCACACGCAUGCAUACACACACAUACACACACAAACAUGCACACACACACACCCCUCCAUUCACAUGUAAAAACCUGAAAGGAUUUUUUUUAUUUUAAGUAGAAUGAAAAUUAUAACGGUAAUGUAGAGAUACAGAAUUGAUUUUUGUUUUUCCAUUGAUACGGUUUUAAAUUAAUAUAAAGCCAUAUUUCUUCAAUUUUUUUAUUUAUUUUUUUUUAUUUUUACAAGUGCUCUUUCUGGAACUUGCUGUUACAAAUAUAGUGUGGGACUGUUUCCUACAGGGAGGGAGGGGGAGGGGCACUGGCAGUACCAUCGUUAGGAGCUGGACAGAAUGUGGUGUACCCCUCUACGAGGGACGCCAUCACUUGUGUUUGCACUGUGUUUGUGCAUGUGCGCAUGUGGGAAUGAGUGUGUCGAAGUCUGUGUGUGGGUUUGUUCAUAAAAGUGCAAGAGAAUGUAUGAACAACCAUUUGAUUUUGAAAACAUUCAUUCAUGUCUAUUGAUAAGAUUAUUUUUUUCACCAAAUCCGUUAGAUAAAUAUUGAAAAGUGGGGACACUACAGAGUACAGUCAGUGGUUUCACAGUAAUGGGGUGAUUGAAUACUCAAGAGGUUGAUAGUUUAAAAAUCCGGUCACCUCAUUCAUUCAGUAAUUUCUUGAGAGCGCACAGAACCAUUCACCACCAUUCACCGUCGCUGUUGAACAUGUCUGGGUCCAUUGGCAGCAGCUAAAUCUGCCGGAAUAUCACCUCAAUCAUUUUGUCGGACAUCCGUUUUGUUUUUUGUUGUUCCAUGUCCUAUAUCAGUGUAAUGAUUUGUCUUAUUUCGUAAAAAAUAAGCAUUUGAAUGUCCCCAUAUUUAAAGAAUGACAAAUGGUUCAAUCUUUGCUGUUUUCGCUGUGAUGAGGCCAAAAAUUGACUGAUUGAUUUCCGGAGCGGUUGAACACUUUGAAUGAUUCCACGUGUAAUGUUUUGGUCCUCUUCUUUUGUGUUUUUUUUCUCAUGCUGUGUUUUUGAGUACUUGCAUAUUUCUUUUUUUGCCCAGAAGAUACUAGGGCACUAGUAAGAAUCUUUUUAUUUUUUUGUAAUCCUGAAUGUUUGCUCCGGACAGCAGAUUUAAAACACUCUUGUCAACAUAAGCAUAUAGUAUUCCAUAAUUGCAAGUAUAGAGCAAGGCAUGUCUCUGAACUUUGCAAAAUGAACAUCCUUGUUUUGUUUAAAAAAAAAAAAAUCAUUUUGUUUUAAUUUUUCCAUGUAUUCUUUCAACUUAGGAAGAGACGUCUCUUUUGAGUAUAUAUUAUAUAAUAUAUAUUAAAACAAGUUCUUUCAAA
Messenger RNA from Gadus macrocephalus (Pacific cod), 3878 nucleotides. RefSeq names its product v-akt murine thymoma viral oncogene homolog 2 (gene akt2). NCBI's taxonomy places the organism in Eukaryota, Metazoa, Chordata, Actinopteri, Gadiformes, Gadidae. The record is from RefSeq and is a predicted model, not a curated record. The transcript has 15 exons. The coding region runs from base 605 to 2053 and encodes 482 amino acids. Gene Ontology annotation, molecular function: protein serine/threonine kinase activity; ATP binding. Gene Ontology annotation, biological process: protein phosphorylation.